AUGCCUCCCGCUACUGAGAAGCUCAAGGCCGAGGGGCUCUCCCGAGCUUCAAGCGUUUCCAAGGCUCCCUCUGAGGGAACGGAGAACAACUACCUGAAAGAGCUACAAAAACUGACUUGUGUACCCAACUUCAGGACCCUCCGCAAUGCCACCAAGAAGCUCAAUGCUAGCGCCAAGGUCGAUGCCAUUCUCGCCGAAUACCCUGACAAGUCACUGGACCAGCUCAUCGAGGAAAAGAAGAUCAACAGUGACCAAAAGGCUCAGCACCUGCGCAAGGCUACUCUCCAGGCUACAGCAGCUCAGGCUGAAGAGCAGAUCACCCACUACAAGAACUUCGCCGCCCAGUAUGAGGAGCGCAUGGUGGCCAAGGAAGCGGAAUUGACUCGGUCCUUUGCCGACGACCUGGAAACUGUCCGUGCCAACGCCAUUGCCGAUGCUACUGAGUCCGCAAAGAAAGCAGAGCGCCGCAGACUCCACACUCUCGCCAAGUUCCUCUGCAGUGCUGCUAUCCUGCGACGCGACGGGGAGGUCAACACCGAAACUCAAGCCUUUGAGGCUGUCUUGUUCCAGAUCUACGGUGGCAGCCAGGAGUCUGUCAGUAACAUGCUGAAGGUCAUCGAUGGCAUUGAUGAGAAGAUCAUUUCCGACGAGAACACUGUGCUUGAGGUUACCUAUGGCGACGUGAAGCAGGCUUGCGAUCGGAUCGUCCCUACCGAAGAGGGCUCUGACACCUCCACUGAGACUAUUCCCGCCUCCGAUCCCACCCUUGCCAACGCUGGCCUCACCGAGCUCGAGGAUGGUUCCUUCUCCAACGCUGCGCCUGAGACCUCCCAGGCCGACCAGCUGGCUCCCCCCGCCCAGGCCAUUGUCAGCGACGGUGCCAACGAUGUCGCGGAGAAGAGCGCCGGUACCUCUUCUGGCUCCAAUGAUAGUGACUGGGUCGAGCUCCCCCGUAACCCCGCGGAGACGGAGACUGGUCUUCAAGCCACCCCCGCCAGCGCCGAUGGAGGUCUGACCAAUGGUUCCGUGGGCGCUGAUGUCGCCAGCCAAGCUGUGCCCGAGACCGGUGCCAAGAAGUCCGGUGGUCGUCGUCGCAACAACAACCGCACCCGUGAUGGACAGCCUCAGCGCGAUACCCAGGGAAAGCGUGAAGGCCCCAAGGCCCCGCGUGAGGGUCAAGCUUCUGAGCAGGCACCUCGUGAAGGUCAGGGUCAAGGCCGAGGCCGUGGAGGCCGCCCCCGUGGUGAAGGACGUGGUCGUGGUGGACGGGGCCGUGGACGCGGCGCCCCUGCCGGCAAUGGCGCCGCUGAGGCGGCUGCCACUACCGCUCCCAAAUCCACCGAAUAA
This is a messenger RNA of Penicillium brevicompactum, 1347 nucleotides long. RefSeq lists its product as uncharacterized. Lineage: Eukaryota; Fungi; Ascomycota; Eurotiomycetes; Eurotiales; Aspergillaceae. The transcript is spliced from 4 exons. The record is from RefSeq and is a predicted model, not a curated record. Bases 1 to 1347 code for a protein of 448 amino acids.